Messenger RNA from Cannabis sativa, 789 nucleotides. RefSeq lists its product as uncharacterized. Gene Ontology annotation, molecular function: zinc ion binding; nucleic acid binding. The record is from RefSeq and is a predicted model, not a curated record. Lineage: Eukaryota; Viridiplantae; Streptophyta; Magnoliopsida; Rosales; Cannabaceae. Bases 1 to 789 code for a protein of 262 amino acids. The transcript is spliced from 2 exons.
AUGGGCAGUUUUCUGCCUGUGGUCAAUGGAAGCUCCAGAUUGGGUAAAGUGGACAGAGUGAAGGUGUUAUCCUAUGGUAUAUUCAUCAUUCGGUUUCAUUCAAUUGAGGAUAGGGAUCAAGUGUUGAAUGGGGGUUUCAUUUUCUUUAACAGAAGACCAGUAGUUAUGAGGCCUUGGGACCCAAAUGAAUCAUUCAAAAAAGAUGAUAUGAAGAGUGUUCCUAUAUGGAUCCAAUUAGAAGAACUAGAACUGAAAUAUUGGGGCCAAAAGUCAUUGUUUAAGAUAGUUGGUCAGACGGGGAAGCCAAUCAUGGUAGAUAAUGUGACUAAAGAAAGGGAGAGAUUGAACUUCCCUCAGGUUUUAAUAGAAGUACAGAUGGACCAAGAUUUGCCAGCUUUCUUAGAGUUUGAAAAUGAAUUUGGUUCGAUCACUUCAGUAGGAAUAAAAUAUGAAUGGAAGCCAAUUUCUUGCUCACAUUGUUCUGGUAUAGGUCAUGCUGCAACAGAUUGUAAAAAGAAAAUGGGGGGGCAGCAACAAUGGAUCAUUAAAAAGGACAACAGGAAGAUGCCACAGGUUGAUGAAGAGGGCUUUACCAAAGUUCAUAGCUGGAAAAAUACUGCUACCCGUGAGCAGGGAACAACUGGAACAACUGAAACUAAUGGGGUGAUAAUGAAGAACUCAUUCCAGGGACUCGAAGAAGAUGAAAUUAUAGAAAUUGCAGAGGAGAAUAUGCCUACUGAGAUAGUCAAGACAGGAGAGGGGGGAGCACCCUCUCUGUCUAGUGGAUAA